AUGUCGGGGUUUGGCAGCAGUUUUGGCAGUCCGGCUCCUGGUGGUCCAGCCUCUGGACCUUCUUUAUUUGGCGCGAGCAGUAGCACACCGAACAACAGCGCGACGGCGGGUCACACACAAUCCAACAACACCGGAUUUGGCGCCUCGACGUCACCGCCAGCUUUUGGCGCACCCGUUUCCUUCGCUCCCACUGUCGCAUUUGCAGCUCCCGCUCCGGCUCUCGCCGCGCCUCUCUUUGGUAGCCCAACUUCUGUUUUCGGAAAUCGGUCGCCGGCACCUCGCAGUCGAAGUACCAGCCCGAUACCACCGAUCAACAUUUCGUCUCUCUCAGAUCGCAACGCACUUCGGUUUACUGGAAGUCAUAAUGGGAGAUCUCACAUGCCAGCUGAUCUACAAUCCAAGUCAGAAGAAGCUCCAAACUACGCGGCACUUCGUACGGAUCCACAAGGAGGUCGUGCAGAUUUAGGAUCGGCUGUUUCUAUGGUUGGCACGUGUCCGUACAUGUGUCCCGACGAAGAGCUCCUUCGCCGAGAAAGAGAGGGGGACAUUCAGCUUCUAGAGACCCCACAGCCGGGAACGUUGCACCCAGAAUCAUGGACGUAUCGUGACACCGUCGUUAAGCGCUUUCGAAGAUCAGCCGCCGAUUACAAGCUGGAUGUACCUGAAUGGGUGCGUCCUCCUGAUGUCCUGGAGCGUGUUUGCUCGUAUCUGGAAGAAUGGAUUAUGGAAAAAGAUCGACAAGGACCAGACCAGCGCUUUCCUCAGGGAGGUGUGCCCCCGUCGCUCGAUGUCUACCAAUUUAUCUGGGACCGCACAAGAAUGAUACGGAAAGAUUUCAUCUUGCAAAAUUAUGUUGGAACAGGAGGCGCUUGUGACGCCCGGGCUGUACGAUGCCACGAACGGAUAGCAAGAUGGCACGCAAUGUGUGAGCACCAAUUGAGUCAUAUCUCAGAGUACGUGUCCCAUCAAAGUCAGCAGAAUAUUCAGGAGCUCGGUCAGACGAUGAAAACUCUAAAUCAAUACUACGAUGACUCUCUUAAGCGAUCCCUCAUCGAAGUACCUGAUGCACAGGGCAACGAGACAAGGCUUAACUUACUUGGCCAAGCACACGGAUGUGAAUCCAAUUCUGUGCAAGGUCCCAACCCUGUUGACUAUGAUGGGACUCCUUUGUCGAAUGACGAAGAUACGAGUCGGGUAUCCCUUCGGGUUAUUGGCGGUGAUGUAUCGCGUAGCUCGAUGCAUGGUACUGCCGAACCCGAAAUGCGUGGAUUGUAUAUUCUCCUUACAAUCGACAACGACGGAGGAAUGGAAGUCCUCAAGUAUGCUGCGUGGCUUUUUCGAGAACGUCCUUAUAUCUAUCAAUCGCAGCCAGUCCAACUCGCUAUGACCAUCUACAAGGCAAAGCGAGAGUUUAAUUACGCUCGUUUCUUUUCCAUUUUGCGAUCAUCAUCGACUCCAUAUCUAUUUGCGUGCAUCAUGUUUAAACAUGUUCAAGUGAUGCGCAAGAAUGCAUUCCAAAUCAUGUCAAAAACGUUCGGAGUCCGUAGUUCUGCAACUGAAGCUAUCUACGAUGCCUAUCCAUUAAGGGACUUGAUGAGACUGUUGUGUUUUGAGGACAUAGAGGAAGCUAGAAAUGCAUGCCAACACUACAACAUUACCUGCAAAGAAAUGAAGAUAAAAACGUCUGCUAGUGGUACUCGUAUUGAGGAUAUCGUGUUUUGGAGAGCAACGAAAUUUAGAGUACCCACAGAUGCCGAGAAGGGAACAAUUGUUCAGCUACGACCCAAAAAGAUGAUCAAGACCAUUGAAAGCAAGUUAAAUGGAGCCACCCGACUAGCCGUUUGCAGAGGAGAAGUGAGUGCUUUUGGGGCAUCGCCUACAGACAGAGAAUUCCCUCUUGUUUCGGCUCAGAGUCAAAAUGUUGCUUUGAAGGAAGACACUGUAAAGAGAAAUUCAGGAGAGGAGGUAGCUUCGUUAGCAGCAAGGAAGCAAGAAAUUGAACGCCAGCAGCAAGAAGAACUUGAAAAACGACAACAAAUCGAAAGACGUAGACUUGACGAAGAACGGAUACGCCAUGAAGCCGAAAGGGAACAACGCAUUUCGUUAGAGCUUAAACGCCAGGACAUGGAGUCGAAGCAACGUGAGAUAGAGCUUCGGCAGCAACAAGCGAAGGAGCGGAUAGAAUUGGAGCGCCUGCAAAAAGAAGAGGUGGAGCAGCAAAGAAAGCUUGAAGAGGAAGCUGAGCGAAAAGCGCGAGACGAAGAGGUCCGAAGGCAGCUCGAGUUGGAGAGACUUGAGAAAACUCGGCGCGAGGAGCUCAAGCGCCUCGACGAAGAAGCCCGGAAACGAGAGGAGGUUGAAAAACAGAGGUUACAGCGAGAGGCAGAAGAAGCAGAGGCUCGCAGGCAAGAGGAGGCGGCUCGACAGAAAAAGCUGGCGCUUGAAAAGGAAAAGGAACGACAGCAGUGCGAGGAAAAAGCGCGUUUAAAUGAUGUUCGAUGGCGAGAGCAAACUGAAGAGGCAAAAAAAAUUCUUUUAUGGAAACGAUGGAAGCAAAAACUUCCCAAGUAUUUGGAAAACGCGGAAGAGACCGCGCGAAUGUUGCAACAUUUGAGCCCCACCUCGUCAGCCUCCCUGAAACUUGUGAAGCUUCUUCACGGAGCCACUACAUUUCAUUCGCAUCAACCUGCUUCUCUGCUUCGCCACAAAUUUUCCUAUCCGCCUGAUUUGCGAAUGGUUCUUGAAAAUCUUCUCAACCAAGACACCAAACAAAUUAAUCUGUCGUCAGGCAUUGCUGAAUCAUUAUCUCGGAUAUGGCGUUGUUCAAGGUUGGACAAUUCUUGUCAAAAAUGUUUUUUAUUCAAGAUCGGAGUCUUGUGUCCACAGUCAAAAUCAAUUCGCCUACAAAGUCUUUCAGAAUUACUGAAAGCUUGGCUCCAAACUGUUCUUAGCUUUCACAAAAUACACGAGACAUCAACAACUUUCGUAAACGUCAGGGUGGUUGUUACUGACAGCAACCAUUCGAAAAUGGAUGAUUGCGAUUGUGUCUUGGUGGUGGUUCCUGUUAUGUUUUCGAUAGGCGAGGAGCUUUUGCGCCUCAAAGGUUUGUCUUCUACGAUUGGCCGAACCGUGCCGCGAGUUGUCCUCGGUCUUACGGACAAUUUUGAUCGGGCCUGUGUGGACGACAUGAAUCGUCGCUUGGAUGAUACGUUUUCAUCUUUAUCCAACAAUAUCACUUUAGUCAAUAAUGCUGAACUAUCACUAGAAGAUGUACGCGGUGCUUUGCAUUGUGCCUGCGAACAAAUUGCACAACGAAUUACGGAAGAAGCUCCAGUGGUUAUUCAAAGGAUGACUCCCGAGCAAGUUGCGUGCAAGUGCAUAUCGGACGCUAUCUCACAAUCUGGUCCUACCGAGAAGCGCGAUAAAAUCGUCGAACUAGCACAAGCAGCUCUCAUCAUAAUGAUCGAAGAGAUGGAAGACGUGGCGGCAGAAAGAGAAAGGGCUCCUUCUUGGCCGGCAUCUGAGUUUGCGAACGACAGCGGCCGCGUUUUGCAUUACUUUGGCCGAGGCGAACACUUGCCGCUGCUUUGGUCUUCGACCUUGUCCUUAGGAAACGUAGAAUCCCGGUUGACUCCUAUGUCGACUGUUUUGAAUGGUUCUUUGCCUGAUGCAUUGGAGCAGUUGCUCCGCGGGGCACCGGAACAGAUUCUUUACGAAUGCCACACUUUGCUGGACAAGAGGUUGUUUCGGCAAUGCCUACAGCAGUCUCUCUUUUGGUUCAGAGACGCUAUACAUCCCUGCACCAGCGAGUCUUUUCUGUAUUUCGCCCCGGGCGACGUAGAUUGUAUUGCUCAAGCAACCGGUAUUCGGCUCCGAAACCUUGUGGAACGAGAAAACUCGAUUUGCUUCGAAGCGAACGAAGGAAAAGAUGAUGUACGGGAAAAUGACCUGUUUGCGGAAGUUAUCGACUCGCCGUUGGAGUUUGACGGUGAAGCACAAUUAGCGUUGGGGAGCGCCACCGAGACACCGACUCCACCGGCAUCUCCCGAAGUCACAAAGACGACGCCUAAGCGGGCGUUGAGUGAUGCAAGCAUACAGCCGAUCGAUUCCGUGGAAGCCGGCUCGUUUGCAAAGCAAACACCGGGUGCGGUUCCGACUCCACAGUCCCUAUCGUACGGCACGUCCCCGAAGCGUGCCCGUCAGACGAGUGUGGCGACGACAUCACUCGUCGCUGUCUCGAGCGAUGUUAUGCACAGCCGUAAGUGGACGGAACGAUUGGAAGCGUUGGCGUCAGGUGACGUGAUGGCGGACAUGAUUGUGGGCCAGUAUAUGUUGUCGGCGCUCGUACAAGAUGCUCCGCCUCUGACGAAAGAAUAGUAGGACUAGUUGGAGAGUGUAACGAGUUUAGCAAUAAGCAACGUUACUCU
Phaeodactylum tricornutum CCAP 1055/1 is the source of this 4427-nucleotide messenger RNA. RefSeq lists its product with no specific name. Bases 1 to 4377 code for a protein of 1458 amino acids. Gene Ontology annotation, biological process: mRNA export from nucleus. The transcript has 4 exons. The record is from RefSeq and is a predicted model, not a curated record. Gene Ontology annotation, cellular component: transcription export complex 2; nucleus; cytoplasm. Lineage: Eukaryota; Bacillariophyta; Bacillariophyceae; Surirellales; Neidiaceae.